Molecule: messenger RNA, 2046 nt
Organism: Closterium sp. Naga37s-1
Lineage: Eukaryota; Viridiplantae; Streptophyta; Zygnematophyceae; Desmidiales; Closteriaceae
Source: the annotation of a GenBank genome assembly
AUGACGGGGUGGGAGAAAGUGCCGGUUCGAAACAACAAGGCGAUGAUGAAGGCCGUGGCGCAGCAGCCCGUGCUCGUGUACCUAUCUUCGGGCACCAACGACUUCAUUAGCUACUCCGGCGGCAUUUUCGAUGGGAAUUGCAGUGGCGACAUUGACCAUGCGAUGCUGCUUGUUGGUUACAACCGAACUGACCCGGACAAUCCGUACUGGAUUCUGAAGAACACGUGGGGAAUCAACUGGGGCGAAAACGGCUACAUGCGCUUGAGGAUGAUACCAGACGGGAACGGCAAGUGUAACGUGAUGAGCGAAAACGCGAUUUACCCCGUUUUCUACGAGAAGAACAGCAGGGCGUGCGAGGUUAUCACGCCGAAUCCUUGCGGCGGAGGCGUGUGCGAAGUGCGAAGCGGCAGGGCGAGAUGUAACUGUCCCCCUGGCUUCGUUGAGCGUCUGGAGGAAAGUGCGCCCAAGUGUGUUACGGCUACACCGUGUGACGCUAAUCCCAAUCCCUGUGGUGUCGGGACAUGCAAUAACGAGUUCGACGGCACGUAUACCUGUUCCUGUCCUGCGGGCUCCGUGAUUGGUUCCCGAACCGACCGUGCCAUGACCUGCAUCGUAGGCUCGUUCCAGUCGGGUCUCCAAACCUACACCUGCUACGCUCCCUCCUUCCAAAUCGGCCAGCCCGUGUGCAUCUCCGGAACCAUCACCAACAUCCAGAAAAUCAAGCUCUCCCCCAACAUUAUCCCAUACAUCGUCCAAGCCAACGACACCCUCACUUCCAUAUCCACCGAUUUCUCCUCCCGCUGCUCCAACGCCUCGUACCCGGCCUCCAUCUGCGACUCAAACUCCCUCGCAGACUGCACCGAUCAGGCGAUUGUCGAGGGGCAGAUGCUUCUCAUCCCGUGCGAAAAGCUGGUCGGAAGCGAGAUCUGCGCAACUUCUCUUCCCGUGUGUGGGUUUGACGGGGUGACGUACACGUCGGUCUGUGCUGCAGUGGAGGCGUUUGCGCUUCCUCUUAUGCAUGAAGGCCCGUGUAACCUGUGUAGCGAAGGGCUCUGCUACAAGAGAACGGGGCAGAAACCGCCGAAAAGCAGCUGUGUGGCGCCGGUCGGAGUCUGCCCGUACCCACCCUGGCCGCUUUCCCAAGACUAUUUGUAUUACUGCCCGAUGAUGUUCAACACUCAGCAGGGCGGCAGUGAGCGGCUGGGAUUCCUCUGGAGAUUUGUUGGCUUUGGAGAAGUGGAGGCAGUAAGCAGCAGUGGUGCGUUGGAGGGGAUGGCGCAGACCUUUACUCCUCCCUCCUCCCUCCCUCCUCCCUCCCUCCUCCCUCGCGAGUGGCAGCUCCUCCCUCUCACCCUCAAUGCCUCCAAACUCUCUACCUGCCGUUCUCACACGCUCGUUCCCUCGUCCCCCCGUUACUGCGACCCCUGCCUUCAGACCAACCCAGCAGCAGCAGCAGCAGCAGCGGGUUACCCGUCCCUGUCACCCACGCCAAGCUCUCUCUACGUGCCUUUCACUCUCGACCUUUCCCUCGUCUCCCUUCUCUUUCCCCCUGCCUGCAGACCAACCCACCACAAGCAGCAGCAGCAGCAGCAGCAGCAGCAGCAAUGGCAGGUUACCCGUCACUGUCACCUACGCCAAGCUCUUUCUUUACGUACCUUUCUCCCUCGCCCUUUCCCUCGUCUUUCUUCUCUUCCCCCCUUGCCUGCAGACCCACCCACCACAAGCAGCACCAGCACCAGCACUAGCAGCAGCAGUGGCAGCAGCAGCAGCAGCACCACCACAGCAGCGGGAGAGGACGGCAUUUUUCGGCGGUAUUACAAGCCGGACGGCACGGAGCGAGCCACCAACCCCUACUCCUUCCUCAUCCCUCGCGGCUGGUUACCCGUCCCUGUCUCCCUAAACGACGCCAAGCUAUACGGCCUCGACUCUCGCUUUGUCUCCCCCACGCCUCCUGCCGCGCUGGGGGGCGGAGGAGGGGGAGCAACAGGGGCAGCGGGAGGGUAUGCGAGUGUGGUGGACGUGUUUGUGCUGCCCGUGGUUGAGUAG